CGGUGUACACAACGAAAUCAAAACAAAGCGCAGCAACAUGUCGAUCGACACGGAAGGGCAACGAUUGAUGGAUAAAGUUUUUCCCAUUUUCCAGAACAAUUUAAAAGCAGAACCAGUUACCCAAGAGGAGCUCGAACAGUUGCACCAACGGCUACAGCAACAGAAACUGUUGGCGUACGUGUAUGAAUCGUUCUUUGUGAAAAUCGACAAAAUAAUCCAGCACGUUGUGGUGCCACAGUUUUGGUCCCGCUUCUUACCAGCCCCAGCACCGAAAGAAUUGCCCCGGGCAACCUUCGUACAGUUCCACAGUGCAGUGAAAGAGCUGUACGAACAGUUCGCAUUCUUUCGCCGACAGUUGAAGCGGCUGGAAAAGGUUUGCCCCACAAAAGAUGUGCCGGUUAUGAAGCGGAAACUACCGAACGAAGUGUUGGUGUUUUGCCAUCACUUGCAUGCUUCGUUGCAUGCACAGUUGCCGGAGGAUUUUAACGAUAUCGUGUACCGGUUCUAUGCCAUCGCUUUCCGCGUGUUCAUUUACAGCCACUUGCAGGAUGGCGAUGAGUAUAUGGAUGUGACGGAAACGAAUCGGUGUAUGGCAUGCAGUAUGCACAGUAGCGACUGCCAGUGUCAAGCCAUCGCGGAUGCGUUCACCAGCACGAACCGAUAUCUGGCCCUGAUGGGAAUGCUGGAUGAUAUAUCCGGCCAUACAUUGAACCAGCUGAUACAGGAACGCAUCGAUGCGAAGGUGAACGAAACGAAGGAAAACUACGCUACAUCGCAUAUGGACCACCUGGAACAUUGGCUUGACACCGUGGUAAUGCAAUGGUUGACCCGCAUCUACAACAAAGGUUCGUUACAGAUCAAACCGGAGCACAAAAGUUUGCAGCGUAACAUUGCGCAGAUACAGAGCAAGUUGCUGAUCUACAUGUACGACAGGUACGCCAACAUGAUCGUCGAUCAGUUCUUUGAGAUUAUCAUCAACUUUCCCAUGUCGCGAUCGGCAGUUGAUGAUCUUAAGCUGUGCCUGGGUAAGAUUAAUUUGAAACGCUGUUUUGUGACCACCGUGCGUGAAAUGUUGCGCGAACGAUUGCUACACCCGGGCGUGGAUACACCGGACAUACUGACCGGGUAUGUGGCCGCACUGAAAACGUUGGCUCAUUUCGAUCCGAGCACGGUAUUGCUACGUUCGAUUACGAAACCGAUUAAAGAAUAUCUGCGUGGCCGGCCCGAAACGGUACGGUGUGUCGUGACCAGCUUUACCGGUGAUGGUACUUCGGACCUGGGGGAAGAACUAGCCAAAGGUGAAACUGUGAAGCCCAAAACGCCCAACAGCGAUAAGCUCGAUGAUGCGGACUGGCGAAGUUGGCAACCGGAUCCGGUUAAUAUGGCACCGGCAGCACUAAAAUUUAUUGCCUCCGAUAAGCGGGCGGAUAUUAUCUCCAUGGUGGUCGACAUUUACGGUAGCAAGGAAAUAUUCGUCACCGAGUACCGGAACUUGUUGGCCGAACGGUUACUAUCCCAGGUGGAACUUAGCAUCGAGAAGGAGGUUAAACAUUUGGAACUGCUAAAAUCACGGUUCGGCGAAAAUAUGCUGCACAGUUGUGAGGUGAUGCUGAAGGAUAUAACGGAAUCGAAGCGUAUCAAUGCGCACAUCCUUUCGCCUGAUUCGGGUGCUGCGGAGGUGGUCCCUAGCCAAGUAUCUGCCCUAAUCGUUUCGUCCCAGUUUUGGCCCACGUUCCGGAAGGAAACGAUGGAACUGCCCGCUUCGAUUAAGGAAAUGUUUGAAAAGUACACGAAAGCGUACGAAUCGUACAAGGUGAACCGGACGUUGCAAUGGACCCCACUGAACGGGAAGGUUACGAUCGAGCUGGAGCACAAUGGGAAGAUACAAGAGAUGCAAGUCACACCUACCCAGGCAGCUAUCAUUAUACAUUUCAGCGAACAGCCGCAAUGGGAGUUGGACAGCUUAAGCCAGAAAAUGAACAUGCCCCCGAUUGUGCUGCGUAAGCGCAUAGUGUUUUGGCAAGCGCAAGGUGUAAUACGCGAAACGAAGGAAAAUUUGUUCGUGCUGUUGGACAAAAGUGCGGAAAGUGAAGUUUGUUCCGAUGCGAUCCCAACCCAACCGAACGACGUGUGCGAGGAGGAAGAGGCAGAAAGUGCGAUGGAAUCGGCAAGUGAUCAGCGCGAAGAAGAGCUGCAAGUGUUCUGGUCGUACAUCGAGGCAAUGCUGACCAACCUGGACUCGUUGCCGCUGGAUCGUAUACAUCAGAUGUUGAAGAUGUUCGCUUCCCAGGUAGACUUUACGCAGGACGAGCUGAAGCAUAUCCUGCAGCGCAAGGUUCGGGAGCACAAGCUCGUAUAUGCCGGCGGUGUUUAUCAACUUCCAAAGUCGUAAGAGAUAGCACGACAUACCUA
Messenger RNA from Anopheles funestus (African malaria mosquito), 2412 nucleotides. It is a transcript of the gene morula, whose product is annotated as anaphase-promoting complex subunit 2. Gene Ontology annotation, biological process: ubiquitin-dependent protein catabolic process. The record is from RefSeq and is a predicted model, not a curated record. Gene Ontology annotation, molecular function: ubiquitin protein ligase binding. The transcript has 3 exons. Lineage: Eukaryota; Metazoa; Arthropoda; Insecta; Diptera; Culicidae. Gene Ontology annotation, cellular component: anaphase-promoting complex. Bases 38 to 2392 code for a protein of 784 amino acids.